Messenger RNA from Anguilla anguilla (European eel), 2157 nucleotides. RefSeq names its product voltage-dependent calcium channel gamma-3 subunit-like. The record is from RefSeq and is a predicted model, not a curated record. NCBI's taxonomy places the organism in Eukaryota, Metazoa, Chordata, Actinopteri, Anguilliformes, Anguillidae. Gene Ontology annotation, cellular component: postsynaptic density membrane; AMPA glutamate receptor complex. Gene Ontology annotation, molecular function: channel regulator activity; voltage-gated calcium channel activity. The coding region runs from base 1166 to 2140 and encodes 324 amino acids. The transcript has 4 exons. Gene Ontology annotation, biological process: positive regulation of synaptic transmission, glutamatergic; calcium ion transport; transmission of nerve impulse.
GGGGGGAGAGAGAGAGAGAGAGAGAGAGAGAGAGAGAGAGAGAAAUUUGGAGAUUACGACCAACGUCGUCCAUUCAGAACCACGGACAGCAUCCAGCGCGCUACAUUUGCAACGCUCUACUCUCAUAUGGUUUUCCUGUGGGCGUUGCUUUACAGGAGCACAUUCGGCAAAAGAAGGUGGGAGCUGUCAUUUCCCAACAACAUUCUCGCCAGUGCCAAAAUCAACUGCUCCAUCGUCCGCCUGGUGCCUGUGCCAGCGCAGAAACGGCGACUGUUACGACGCAAUGAAUUGGACUAAUUUCCUGGUGUUUUCUGGGGAGGUGCCUUUCCAGUCGAUUUCGGUGCAUAACCUACAGCCUAUACUCUAAAAUUCAAAUAUGCGCAUAGAUCGUUUGUUCUCAAAAAAGGAAGAACGUUGUGAGCCAACUGAUGUGUGUCUCGUGUCCACGGUGUGCUGUCUAGUUUUUUCGACGAAAUACGGAUGCUUAGCCUACUAUUUGGACAUGUGGAAUAAAACAGUGCUGCUCCGGAACAUCUAAAGAAUUAUAAUUUUGUUUCAACCACGUGCUAGUUAGACCUGUUACCCUGUGCGAAAGAGCCAACCUAUUCAGUCAAUUUUGUAUUUGCUGAGUAUUGCAUUAAUGUUAGCGAAAAGUCACGUCUGUAUUUCCGCUAGUUGUUGAAUGCGGAGAGGAAGACGCGCAGAAAAUUGAUCUCUCCGUUUUAAUUAAUCCGUUUAAAUUGAUUCACUGUUAUCUCUGUUAUGCUAGUGGUACCAACUUCGGAAAACAACGCGUUUCCCUUCGCUGUCUAUGUAUCGUUCUCUCGGCUCCGUAGGCUACAAAACUCGCGUCCUGUUUUAUUCCUCCAAUUGACGCCUGCUCCUCCGGUUGCGGAAAUGGGGACUUUCAGACGUCCAGGACACUGUUAGUAGCCUCGAUAUGAGGACACUGAAAUCUCUGACAGCUAGGAGCACGCUAUAAACAGGAGCGGUCACCACAACAGCUGUAACAGGCUAUAGCCUACUAGCGAAAAGUUAAAGAUAAUGGUGUUUCCUGUUGAAGUGAACCGGUGUCUUCUGUCGGGAGGCGGAAAACCAGGCGGACCGGGAAAUCUGUGAAUCCCCCUUGUUGUCUCUUUCCAGUCUAGAAUGAAUCAUUUUGAGAAUGUGUGACAGAGGCGUGCAGAUGUUGAUCACCACCGUCGGGGCGUUCGCCGCGUUCUGUCUGAUGACCAUUGCGGUGGGAACGGACUACUGGUUGUAUUCUAGGGGCGUGUGCCGGGUAAAGACGGUGGGCGACAACGAUACGAUACGGAAGAACGAAGAGGUGAUGACCCACUCUGGUCUGUGGCGGACCUGCUGCUUGGAAGGGACGUUUCGCGGCAUCUGUAAGAAGAUUGACCAUUUUCCACAGGAUGCCGACUACGAGCAGGACGCAGCCGAGUACCUACUGAGGGCCGUGAGGGCAUCCAGCAUCUUUCCUAUCAUGAGCGUGGGGCUGCUGUUCAUGGGGGGUCUGUGCGUCGCCGCCAGCGAGUUCUACAAGAGCCAGCACAACGUCAUCCUCAGCGCCGGGAUCUUCUUUGUGUCCGCUGGCCUCAGUAACAUAAUUGGGAUCAUCGUGUACAUAUCCGCUAACUCUGGCGACCCGGGUCAGAGCGACUCCAAGAAGAGCUACUCGUACGGCUGGUCCUUCUACUUCGGCGCGCUGUCCUUCAUCAUGGCGGAGAUGGUGGGCGUGCUGGCCGUGCACAUGUUCAUCGAGAAGCACCGGCGGCAGCGUGCCAAGUCCCGCACCGAGCUGAUCAAGAAGCCGCUGUCGGCCUCGGCCUUCGCCGCCCGCAUCCCCAGCUACCGCUACCGCUUCCGCCGCCGCUCGUCCUGCCGCUCCAGCGAGCCCGCCUCCUCCCGCGACACCUCGCCCGUUGGGAAGGGCUUCACUGGCCCCGCCGGGGCCCCGCCGCCUCCGCCGUCCGCCGCCGACAUCACCAUGUACACCCUGUCCCGGGAGAAGCCCCCCACCGGGGGCCCGCUGCUCAACUCCGAGAGGGAGUUCCUCCAGGGCCACGACUCGGACCCGCCCGAUUUCAAGGAGGCCAUGCAGAGCAACGCCGCCAACAGGAGGACCACCCCUGUGUGAGAGAGAGAACGGGGGGG